Messenger RNA from Prunus dulcis (almond), 2221 nucleotides. RefSeq lists its product as uncharacterized. Gene Ontology annotation, biological process: dolichol-linked oligosaccharide biosynthetic process. Gene Ontology annotation, molecular function: hexosyltransferase activity. The transcript has 5 exons. Gene Ontology annotation, cellular component: extrinsic component of endoplasmic reticulum membrane; UDP-N-acetylglucosamine transferase complex. Lineage: Eukaryota; Viridiplantae; Streptophyta; Magnoliopsida; Rosales; Rosaceae. The coding region runs from base 1460 to 2155 and encodes 231 amino acids. The record is from RefSeq and is a predicted model, not a curated record.
AUAUUGAGCUGUGGAGUUUAUAUAGGGGUCUUUUCCCUCUCCGAUCAGGAAAUUUUAAUUCCCAUUUUUAAUCAAGGUUGUAUUUACUUUCCUUUUUGGAUAGUCCUAUUGUAAUUAGGACUUCUUUCCUGAUCACAUAAAUCUUCCUACACAGACACAAGUUUCUAUUUUAAAAUAUUACCGCAUUCUUUCUCGCACCGUUCUCAUUACUCUCUGGUUCUCCUUCUCCAGAAUUACUGAGUCACUAUUUCACUCUUCAUACCAUUCGCACCGUUAAGAGCCGAACUUUCUUCAUACCUUUCACUCCUCGUACAAUUCCCACCAUCAAGAACCAAAUUUUGAUCGCACCCUCCAAGCCAACUGACCUUUCCCAGCUCUUCCCCAAUAGAACAACUCAAAUUUCUGAGAUUUCACGCUCCUCAUUCUACACACAACCAGACCCACAACCAAUUGGCACAGACCCAUCAACAUUCUGUUCAGACCUCUCACUCUCUCAGUCUCUUUCCUCUCCAACCAUCACCUGCCACGGUAGACGAUACCCACCUCCGCCACCACAGAUCAACCCAAAGGGUUAAUAAGACAGCUUUUGUUGAAACUACUUGUGGAAAAAUUGAUGAUUGAAGAUGGGAGAGUACUGUAAAGUCAAGCCUGAAGGAGGAUAUGGGUCCCUUUCUUUAGACUAAUUCACUUUUUCAUCCAGCAUUGCAUACCAUCUGCGAGCAGCAUCUCUUGUGAUCAGUCAUGCAGGGCUUAAUCUAACACCUAUGGGUUGUACUACAUCAAUUGGUAUCCAAAGCCAGGCCUCAAUUUCGCUUGUGUCUACUCUUUGACAUGGCACCCCAAACCAUGGCCAGCCUCGUGGAACAACGUCAUGAGUUCCAAGACAAAGUUUCUGACGAUAUCACCUGCAUUGAAACCCAACUCUCCAAGCUCAGCGCUGAACAAAAAGAAGAGUUGGUACAGGUUCAAAAACAUCUUGCAACGACAGACCUUGCCAUCAACAAACUCCAAGACUCUGUUCAGAUGCUUAUCAAUCACUUUCGGGCUGGAGCGGUGGAGCCUUCUUCUACCUCAGCAGCGCUCUCGAGUUCGUCUACACCGCUGCCAAAAGGUGGCAUUCUGCCCAAUCCACCGGUGGAUCAAAAACUCAAGGCCGUGCCAUACGGCAUGCAGCAUACCUCAACCGGUCUCUAGCUCGGCACGCCCAAGGCUCAAUUGGAGCCCCUCUUUUCUUUUGGGUUUAUGUCGCCGCCCCAUUGUAGCCAGCACACAGCGGGCCCUCCUCCAGCAACUACUCAGGCUCCUACCCCGCCACCCGUUCCACAUGAUCAGUACACUCAUCUCCCUCACCAUUUUGACAACAAUGUCAUCCGCCACAUCAGGCCUACCGCUUCUACUUUUGAUGUUCUUGAUUGGGUUCAAGCCAUGGAAGAUUAUUUCGACUGGUUCAACUUGACGGAUGCUCAUGACGCUACGGGGAGCCGCUAGAUUAUAUUGGAAUUCCAUGGAGGAGCAACUCUAUCAAUUUGGAAGGCUGCCUGUGACUCUAUGGAACGAGAUGAAAUUCAAGCUUCGCGAACAAUAUGUUCCCACCUUUUAUCUAGAGCAAUUGUUUGAUCAAUUAUGGACCAUUUCCCAAGGAAAUUUGACCGUUACUGAAUUCCAUGCUCGUUUUAUUAAACAGAAAAAACGUGCAGGGAUUCAUGAAGAACCAGGAAUCACUGUGUCGCGCUUUAUCCAUGGUCUUCAUGACGAUAUUAAACAUGAAGUCUGUCGGUUUGAUCCUCAUUGUUUGGAAGAUGCAGAUUGCCAUGCAUUGGAAGCUGAAGCAUAUUUGCAGCCUCAACAUUCGGGGUAUUCUGGCCAGCCUGCAACCGCCAACCAAACUCUUCCCACUACAGGGUCACGGAGCAUGUUUGAGACAUUGCGGCUUGGUAAGCCCUUAAUUUUGGUGGUGAAUGAAGAUCUGAUGGACAGCCAUCAAAGUGAGUUGGCAGAAGAACUAGCAGAGAGGAAGCAUUUAUACUAUGCUCGCCCACAGACACUUUGUCGAACUAUAGCAAAUAUGAAUUUGGAUUACCUCAUUCCAUAUCCAGGUGAUGGCACACCAGUUGCCAAGCUUAUCAAUAGGUUUCUUGGUUUUUCAGAUGAUUGAUGGAAGUGUAAAGAAUUAUUACUUGAAUCGAUUGUAUCAAUGCUAGCUCUACUCUUUUGCAUGCAA